GUUUAGCGUUCGCUUGCUUUUCGUGAGUUUUACGCUUGGCUGAAGGAGUGGUGUACGCUCGUGUGGAGGAUAUUUUGUGCUAAGUCUAUUUAUUGUGACAGAAAAAAAGCAUAACAAUGUCGUCAAAAACGAAAAAGACUGUAACAUCGUCGUCUAAUAUAAGUGUGGUGUCAUCAGUGCAAAGCCCGCAGCAGUCGAGCACUCCUGUGGGAAGCCGCCCUUCAAGUUCUGCCGGCCGGCCGAAUAGCCCGCUGAGCCCUACAAGACACACCCGUCUUCAAGAGAAAGAUGCCUUACAAAAUCUCAAUGACCGUUUGGCGGCAUACAUCGAUAAAGUCAGGCAGUUGGAAAGUGAGAAUUCUGGAUUACGUCGUGAAAUUCAGACUACACAGGAGGUGGUCACACGCGAGGUUUCUAAUAUCAAGGGCAUGUACGAGCAUGAAUUGCAAGAUGCCCGUAAGCUCUUAGAUGACACAUCGCGUGAAAAAGCUAAAUUAGAAAUUGAUCUGAAGAGGUUAUACGAGGAGAACGAUGAUUUGAAAAAGCGCUUGGACAAAAAGACUAAAGAUUGUCAACAAGCUGAAAACAUGGCGCGUCAUUAUGAGACGCGUUUUACCGAGGAAAGCAACAAGUACAACACAGCUUUGGCUGAUAAGAAGAAGGCUCAAGAUGAAGCCAGGGAGCUGGGUAAAGAAUUGGAGAAACUGCGUAAGGUAUAUGCCGAUACGCGUAAGACCCUGGAAGAGGAGAUGCUGUGCCGCAUCGACAUGGAGAACACGGUGCAAAGUUUGCGCGAGGAGCUCUCCUUCAAGGAUCAGGUGUUCCAACAGGAACUGCAGGAGACACGCACUAGACGCCAGGUCGAGAUAUCCGAAAUUGAUGGUCGCCUGGCCCAACAGUAUGAGGCUAAGUUGCAACAGAGCCUGCAAGAGCUGCGUGAACAACAGGAGGCUAAUAUCAAAGCCAACCGUGAUGAAAUUGAAGCUCUAUAUGAAAACAAGAUGAAGAAUCUGCAUAACGCGGCCAACCGUAACAGCACAGCUGCUACCGUUGCCGUAGAAGAGCUACGUACCAUGCGCACGCGCAUCGACAGCCUCAAUGCUACCCUCAACGACCUGGAAAAUAAGAAUGCGGCACUCAGCAACCGUUGCCGUGAAUUGGAGCGUCAGCUGGAGACUGAGCGCGCCCGACAUGCCGAAGACCUCGCCUCGCUGGAGCAGGAAUUAGCCAGGCUGCGGGACGAGAUGGCGGCGCAACUGCGCGAGUACGCCACGCUCAUGGACAUUAAGAUUUCCCUCGACUAUGAAAUCGCCACUUACCGUGCGCUGCUUGAAGGCGAGGAAGACAGGCUGAACCUGACCAGCCAGUCCCCGGGGCGCGAGUCCCGCGCGUCGGCCAGCGUGUCGAUGAGCGCGGGCGGCGCGCGCGGCACGCCGUCGCGGCGCGCCACGCCCCUGCGCGCUGCACGCAAGCGCACGCUGCUCGACGAGACCGAGGAGCGCAGCCUCAACGACUACAGCGUCACCUCCAGCGCCAAGGGUGACCUAGAAGUCGCAGAGGCCUGUCCCGACGGCAGCUUCGUCAAGAUCAGGAACAAGGGCAAGAAGGAACUGAGCCUCGGUGGAUACCAGAUUCUCCGUAAAGCUGGUGACCAGGAGACAAUCUUCAAAUUCCACCGCACGGUGAAGCUCGAGCCCGGUGCAGUAGCCACUGUAUGGUCUGCCGACGCCGGUGUAGACCACGACCCACCACGAGACAUCGUCAUGAAAGGCCAGAAGUGGUUUGUUGCAGACUCCUUCACCACUGCUUUGUUGAACAACGACCAGGAGGAGGUAGCAAUUUCGGAGAGACAGCGGCGACAAAUAAGCACCAGCGCACAGAGACACCGCGAACUGGCUCAUAAAUACCCUCGUCGUGAGCAGCUUGGUGAACUUCGUGAGGGAGAAGAGAACUGUCGUAUCAUGUAACUAAUGGCGCGGAACUGAGUGUGCCCCGCCGCACUCGCCACACGGUGCCUCACGCUUCACCCGGAGCUAUGGACUCUGCGUCUGCCCUAUGGGCACUCUCAACAUUACAUAACACAGUUCACAUAAUUAAGAUUGUCUUCAUUUCUACACCGACACAGAUACAAUGAAUAUUUAAUCGAAUUAAAUUUUUCUUUACAAAACAAAUUAUUACUUGAAUACAAAAUAGCUGUUAAAUGUUAAUUACCGUAUUUGAAUCCCUAUAAACUAAAAAUAUCGGUGGAGUAAGUGACGGGCAACAAGUACCGUCUAUUAGGCAUAUAGCUGUAUAGGUAAUUUGCUUAUGCCUGCCAAUAAGACGUAAAGUAACUAUAAAGACUGGAUAUAUCUAAAUGGAAUACUUCUUGGUCUAAACAUUCAUAUGGGACUGCAACUUCCGUAGUUAAAUAGAAUUACGAUCCUCUAGCUAUAUGCCUCUUAGACAUUACUUAAAAUUUUUAUGUUUUCUAUUUUGUUUUGUCUCUGGUCAAAUUUUAUAAAUAUAAAGCACUGCCUCUAAUGGCUUCUAUAAUAUAUUUAUAGACAGUGAACAAAGUACAAAGAAAUCGUUCACUUAUUGGUGAGAUGAUUGCAAUCCUUCAAAGAUGAUACAAAAUACAAUCCAAAAUAAAAUAAAUUCUUAAGAAAGAGAAUCAGUUAAACUUUGGAGGAUUACAAUCCAUAGUGGGUAAGUAUAGAUACAGUUUUUUUUUUCACCCCACCCCUUCCUCAGUUUAUUAUAAGAAAUUUUAUAUUCAUUAAUAAUUUAAAAUAUCCAUCAGAUAACGAUAAGAAUUCAUAUGUUGUGUAGAUUAAAUCUACUAAUAAAAUCAUUAUUCUUAGUGACCUUGGAUUAGAAAAUCACUACAUUAGGUUAAGAUUCAGUUGACUAUCACAAAAAACGGCGAUAUACCUAGUUAAGCGUUAGUUCGCACUUAUAGUUGUUUAAGAUUUACCAAAUUGUGGGCGCUUUUUAAAAGAUGUUUGUGUGUCAUUCAAAAUGUAAUGGUCAAAAAAGAAUUUUAUAUUAUUAAAUUUAAAUUAACAUUUGCAAUUAUUAUACAGUCAAAAGAUACGACGUCUAAAAAUAAUAUAAUGUCUUCGUGAAUAAUUACGUAGGUACUUGAAUUCAGUAAAAAAAACAAUAGGUGCAAGUCUCAAAUGAAAGGCUCUCAAGUCAACAUAUACACUAAGUAAAUAAUAGCAUUUACAAUUGCCUCUAAAUGAAGUAUGUAAAACUUAUUGUUAAAAAUAAGUUGCUAAUUUUAAGUAAUAAUUCAUUUGGUGUUAAUUUUUGUUUUUAAUCAUUGAGGAUAGAAUCUGAUUCAUUGUCAUUCUAUUUUGUUUUAUGAGCAAUCAUGAGGCGUUUUUAGUUUGGACCCAGUUUAUAUCUUCCAUGUAAUAAACCAUAUACUUGUAUUACAAUAAAGUUAUAUUUAAGUUAAAA
Spodoptera litura is the source of this 3450-nucleotide messenger RNA. Its product is annotated as lamin-C. Gene Ontology annotation, cellular component: nuclear envelope; nuclear lamina. Gene Ontology annotation, molecular function: structural constituent of cytoskeleton. Gene Ontology annotation, biological process: protein localization to nuclear envelope; nuclear envelope organization; heterochromatin formation. The record is from RefSeq and is a predicted model, not a curated record. NCBI's taxonomy places the organism in Eukaryota, Metazoa, Arthropoda, Insecta, Lepidoptera, Noctuidae.